AGGAGGGCGGGACUGGUGUGGCUGGCACUACUGGUUACAUUCACAAGCCUUAGCCUGGAGUGAUUCGGUCUGUCCGAAGCCUGCCUCUAAAAGUGGUCUGAGUUGAUCGUAGUCUGAGCAAUGUCUGCAAAAGCACUGACAAAAGGAAGUCCCGCCCCAGGCCCUGUGCCUGCGGGAGUGGUUCGUGUGUACAGCAUGAGAUUUUGUCCAUUUGCUCAACGUACUCGCCUGGUCCUGGAAGCCAAGGGAAUCAAGUAUGAAGCAAUCAAUAUCAACCUGGUGAACAAGCCUGACUGGUUCUUUGAGAAGAAUCCUCUUGGUUUGGUGCCAGUGUUGGAGACCUGCCAGAAUGAGCUGGUUUAUGACUCUCCAAUCACCUGCGAGUUUCUGGAUGACAAGUACCCAGCGAAACGGCUCCUGCCCACAGAUCCCUACGAGAAGGCCAAACAGAAGAUGUUGUUGGAACAUUUCAGUAAGAUGGUGAGUUACAUGUACAAGAUUUCGUUGGAAAAGACUAAAUCCAUGGAUACUUCUAAAAUGGAGGAGGAAUUCCAAGUUCAGCUCAGGAACUUCGAGAAGAAGUUAGCUGGGUUAAAGACUCGUUUCUUUGGUGGUGACACAGUGACAAUGAUUGACUACUUGAUGUGGCCCUGGUUUGAGCGGAUGGAAGCCUUAUCAUUGAAUAAGUUGCUGGAACAAACACCUAAACUCAAACAAUGGAUGCAACUCAUGGAGCAAGAUCCUGCUGCCAAGGCAACUGCCCAUAGCACCGAAGCCUAUCGAGGUUUCUAUGAGCUGUAUUUCAAGGGUAACCCUGAGGCAUGUGACUACCUCCUCUGAGCACAGGUUCCCCCCUGCCAACUUUGCCAGGACUGAGCCGAACAGUCCCUUCACAGCACAUUCCCCAAACACCACACAGUACGUCAGAGUUCUGAUGUAAAACUGACCCAGGAGUCAGUCACAUUGACUGUCUCCUUUCCCCAUGAUGCAAUCUAAUUUUGGAUUAAUUCUGGAGAUAAUGAGAAAUAAAACCUGCAAAUGCUGGAAGACAGAAUUAGAAACAGGAAUGCGGAACCAUUACCAAGGCCUGGAGGAGAAUAAACACACAGUUAAUGGGUCUUCACCUGGUCUCUGAACUCCCUCAGUCCCUCUCAACGUUAAUGGAGGCAUGGGCAGAUAUCUGGGACUGCUGUCUGAGACAGCGCCAUCUGGGACCGCUGUCUGAGACAGCGCCAUCUGGGACUGCUGUCUGAGGCUGUGCCCAUCUGGGACUGCUGUCUGAGACUGUGCCGUCUGGGACUGCUGUCUGAGGUUGUGCCCAUCUGGGACUGCUGUCUGAGGCCGUGCCGUCUGGGACUGCUGCCUGAUGCCGGGCCGUCUGGGACUGCUGUCUGAGACCGUGCUGUCUGAGACUGCUAUCUAAGGCCAUGCCGUCUGGGACUGCUGUCUGAGGCCAUGCCAUCUGGGACUGUUGUCUGAGGAUGUUUCAUUUGUACAUGCUGUCUGGAGCUGCGCUGUCUGGGAUGUUGCUGUUUCCCUGAUGGAGGGUGUCUUGUUUUCUAGGUGACCUGAGCAAUGGGGUAAAUUCAGUUGCAGCUCAUUAAGAGUCCACACAGCCUUUACUGGCUGCUGAAUUAGCAAACUCAGAUUUGAGAAAAGUUUAUUUUGGCUGCAUGUCUGUUGUUUGUGAGCAGGUCCUGAUAGAUCUACAAGCCAGAAAUAUUCAGCAAAUCCCCUUGGAGAUUUUUUUAUCUAAAUAUCUUGCUGCUUGUGUUUGAAAGUUAUAAUAUUUACCCGCCUGUUUAGCUGCUGGGAGCACUCUGGAACAGCAGGGAUAUUUGUCUCUGCCACAUUAAUAUCUUUCAACAUAAUUACUCAUCCUCCUUCUCCCAAAUGAUUAUAAACCCUCUGACAGUCACCAGAACUGUCUCCCAAGUCAACAACACAAAUAUUCCGGCUUCCUUUCUACCCGAGAGCCAUUCUAGUCAAUCUCUUUGGUACUCUCUCCAAAGCCUUCACAUCCAUCCUAAAGUGUGGAAGCCCAGUAUUGGACACAUUAAUCCAGGCUGCAGCUGACCCAGUGUUUCAUAAAGAUUUAACAUAACUGUAUAUUGUGGUGGUUCUUUCCUACAACAACACUAAGUGUAGCAGCUCAUUUUAUUAUCAAUGUGGUCUCAGUGUGGCUAAUAACCCCUGGCCUAGGGCCCACGGCAGACAGGAGCACAGUGGAGCUGCACUCUGUCUGAAAGUCUGCGAAGCUGGACUUUCUUUUCCAUUCGAACACAGGCCCUAUUCUCUCAGUCAUUCCUCCACUGAUAACGUAUUCAACAUUUCCUGUUCACACCUCAUCCCAGUGGCUUCUGUUCCUGAUUCGGAUUUCCAGUUUCCUAAUCAACCCCCUGUUCUGUUCUGAACCUGCUUCACACUCGAAGCCACUGAGCUGUGUUGGUUCUGUCAUCUUUAGCUAUCUCAACGCUGUCUAAACUGAUCACACCUGGUUCAGACAGACCCCCAGAUUGUGGAAGGGCCGAAUGAGCCACUUGGUGAAGUUGGUGAACCUUUGGCAUCUGAUGUCACUGCUGUCGAUAUCUUAAUGGAAAAUACAGACAGAUUAAAAGAGGAGAUUGCAAA
Messenger RNA from Carcharodon carcharias (great white shark), 2631 nucleotides. RefSeq names its product glutathione S-transferase omega-1-like. Gene Ontology annotation, biological process: glutathione metabolic process. The record is from RefSeq and is a predicted model, not a curated record. Gene Ontology annotation, molecular function: glutathione transferase activity; glutathione dehydrogenase (ascorbate) activity. Lineage: Eukaryota; Metazoa; Chordata; Chondrichthyes; Lamniformes; Lamnidae. The coding region runs from base 121 to 840 and encodes 239 amino acids. Gene Ontology annotation, cellular component: cytoplasm. The transcript has 6 exons.